AUGCGCUUCCUGCACCCCAUGCACCCCAUGUGCCCCAUGCACCUCGUGCACCCCAUGAACUUCCUGCAGCCCAUGCACCCCAUGCGCCCCAUGUGCCCCAUGUGCUUCCUGCACCCCAUGCGCUUCCUGCACCCCAUGCACCCCAUGCGCCCCAUGCACCCCAUGCGCCUCGUGCACCCCAUGUGCUUCCUGCACCCCAUGCACCCUGUGCCAUCUGUGAACCCCAUGUGCCCCGUGUGCUUCCUGCACCCCAUGCGCUUCCUGCACCCCAUGCACCCCGUGCACCCCAUGCGCCCCGUGUGCUUCCUGCACCCCAUGCGCCCCAUGCACUUCCUGCACCUCAUGCCAUCUGUGCACCCCAUGCACCCUGUGCAUCCCAUGCGCCCCGUGUGCUUCCUGCACCCCAUGCACCCUGUGCCAUCUGUGAACCCCAUGCGCCCCGUGCACCCCAUGCACUCCAUGCGCUUCCUGCACCCCGUGCACCCCAUGCGCCCCAUGCGCUUCCUGCACCCCAUGCGCUUCCUGCACCCCAUGCGCCCCAUUCCCGUGCACCCCGUGCAUCCCAUGCACCCCAUGCACUUCAUGCACCCCAUGCCUCCCAUGUACCCCAUGUGCUUCCUGCACCCCAUGCACCCCAUGCGCCCCAUGUGCUUCAUGCUCCCCAUGCAGCCCAUGGGCUGCAUCACCACCGCCGCCGGGGGUGCCCCUGAGGCUGGGGGGGGUCUCGUGGGGGCGCAGGAAGGGUCCCCCGGCCCGCAGGACCAGCAUGGAGUUGGCACCACGGCCACGGAGCGCGU
This is a messenger RNA of Pelecanus crispus (Dalmatian pelican), 797 nucleotides long. Lineage: Eukaryota; Metazoa; Chordata; Aves; Pelecaniformes; Pelecanidae. The record is from RefSeq and is a predicted model, not a curated record.